Molecule: messenger RNA, 2438 nt
Organism: Aquila chrysaetos chrysaetos
Lineage: Eukaryota; Metazoa; Chordata; Aves; Accipitriformes; Accipitridae
Gene: FNTA
Product: farnesyltransferase, CAAX box, alpha
Exons: 9
Coding region: 36-1112 (358 amino acids)
Biological process (GO): protein farnesylation; protein geranylgeranylation
Cellular component (GO): protein farnesyltransferase complex; cytoplasm; CAAX-protein geranylgeranyltransferase complex
Molecular function (GO): CAAX-protein geranylgeranyltransferase activity; protein farnesyltransferase activity
Source: RefSeq, a predicted model, not a curated record
UGGUUAGGGCAGGCGCCAGAAGCGGCGGCGGGGCGAUGGCUGCAGAGGGGUUGGGGGCGGCGGAGCUGCAGCCGGAGGGGGAGGUCGGCGGCGAGCCGGAGGGUGGGCUCGGGCAGCUGCUGGACGAGGAGGAGGAGGGGGAGGACGCCGGCUACGUGCUCUACAGGGACAGGAAGGAAUGGGCAGACAUUGAACCUGUCCCUCAAAAUGAUGGGCCAAAUCCUGUUGUUCAGAUCAUCUACAGUGAAAAAUUUCGCGAUGUCUAUGAUUAUUUCCGGGCUGUUCUGCAGCGGGAUGAGAGAAGCGAAAGAGCUUUCAAGCUAACAGCAGAUGCCAUUGAGUUAAAUGCUGCAAACUACACAGUAUGGCAUUUCCGGAGAGUCCUCCUGCAGUCUUUGGGAAAGGAUCUCCAUGAGGAACUUAAGUAUAUUACAGCUAUCAUUGAAGACCAGCCAAAGAACUACCAAGUCUGGCAUCACAGACGGGUGUUGGUGGAGUGGCUGCAGGAUCCAUCCCAAGAGCUUGAGUUCAUAGCUGACAUUCUUAACCAAGAUGCCAAAAAUUACCAUGCGUGGCAACACAGACAAUGGGUUAUUCAGGAGUUCAAGUUAUGGGACAAUGAACUGGAAUACGUAGACCAGCUUUUGAGGGAGGAUGUGAGAAACAACUCUGUUUGGAACCAGCGACACUUUGUAAUUUUCAACACCACCGGCUAUGAUGAUCCAGCAGUCCUAGACAGAGAAGUCCACUACACUCUUGAGAUGAUCACAGCCGUGCCACAUAAUGAGAGCGCUUGGAACUAUUUAAAAGGGAUUCUACAGGAUCGUGGUCUUUCUGAGUAUCCAAAUCUGUUAGAGCAACUGUUGGAUUUACAGCCCAGCCACAGCUCACCCUAUCUGAUUGCCUUUCUUGUGGACAUGUAUGAAGAUAUGCUUGAAAACCAGUGUGAUAACAAGGAAGAAACACUAAACAAGGCAUUGGAGCUGUGUGAAAUUCUGGCUAAAGAAAAAGACACCAUCCGAAAGGAAUACUGGAGGUAUGUUGGAAGGUCCCUUAAGAACAAGCACAGCUCAGGCACUGAACAGAGCACACUGACAGACAAGCAACAGUAGCUGCACAUGGAAGAAAUCAGUGCUAAGCUCUCAAGCUAGAACAGCUAGUAAAGCAGUACUAAGUAGGGUCAUCAACUAGUUUAAUCUAGUGUAGUAUUCUCCUGGUGAAGAGGUAUUGCAAUGAAAGAGGAGUGCAGAGUGCUGUAUAGUCUUGGGUCGCUGCUGCUACUGGUGAUAGCUCUAGGUGUGGUCAAGAAAUGUAUUAAGGCUUAAUUAUUGAAAUGUACCAAAUGAAGGGUUUUUUUCCUAAUAAUAAGUACAUAAAACUGUGCCUGCUAUUUAUAAGGCACUAAACCAAUUUCUCAUGCCCUGGCUUAUCCACUCAUGGUUCCUAACACAGCCACAUCACAUGCUGCAGUAAUGACUGCAGGUAACUUAGCUGCAGUGGAUAUCAAGUAACCUACUUCUGGUUAGUGCAAGCAGGUGCUGCAGUUGUUGCCUGAUGUGUAAGCAGCUAUGCAACUAACACCCAAGUGUCAUUUUUUAAUAAAAAUGGAUAACUUAAAAGUAUUUGAAAUUUUUUAGUUUGUUUCUUCUGGUCUUUAGAUGUGCAUAGUCAAUUCUUCUCAGAUGCUAAUAGAGAUAAAAUACCCGCUUUUAGGGAUAUUGGAUUCUAUGGCAUUGAGGUGUCUUUUGCACUGGAGUAUUCUCAUUCCAGAAACAUUCCAUACACUUGACAUAUUCAGUGGAGCCUUGAAUUCUUAUAUGCACAGUCAAGAAAAAUGCUUUGAGGACCCUAGAAGAUCCUCUUAGUUUUUUCUUGGAAUUCUGUUCAGACAGCUGAAAAUCUGAAAUUCUUUUUUUUCUUCACCCUUUGUAACCAGACCCAACUGAAAUUAUACGUCAGAAGAGAUUACAACUAACUGGUUAGGUUAUGUAUCUUCACUGAACUGGAGGGGAAGGAAUGGCUUUAUUGGGGACCUAUUCGCAUUAAAUGUCUUAACCUUGUUGCUUCUAUAGGCUUUUCAUAUCAUCUCCAUGCAUAUAUUCAUCCAAGAAGUAUUUUUCCUCCCCUUUAUGAAAGAUAAAAGACACCUGCAGUACAGAACUGCAAAAGAUGUGUGUACUUGUACAAGAAAACUGCUGCAUCUGCCCUGUUUUCAGUAAAUGGCUAUUGCAAACUGUGUUUUUAGCAUGGAGUGCUUGUCUGAUAUGAAAUAUUUUCUUGGAGAUGAUCAUAAAGAGAACAAAUAAAUACCAGUAUUUAUUCCAUAAUAUGAACAGUCUUUCUGAUACUAAACAUUAAAAGCUGCUGCUGUAAUUAAACCACAGUGGAGAUUAUUUUAAAUGCUUGAAAUAUGUUAAUUAAAUGCAUUUUUUAAAUUU